Molecule: messenger RNA, 1521 nt
Organism: Scatophagus argus
Lineage: Eukaryota; Metazoa; Chordata; Actinopteri; Scatophagidae
Gene: drg2
Product: developmentally regulated GTP binding protein 2
Exons: 14
Coding region: 165-1259 (364 amino acids)
Biological process (GO): cytoplasmic translation
Cellular component (GO): cytoplasm
Molecular function (GO): GTPase activity; GTP binding
Source: RefSeq, a predicted model, not a curated record
CUCUACCGGGCGGUCAGUGCCAUGGUUACCCUGCACAUUUCCCGGUUGUUGUGAGCGAUAAAGAUACACGACACAUAACGUGCGUUACUGUACAUUGUUUCACCCGGAACUUUUAUGAGCACGGACCGUUUUCCGUGUAGCUGUAGUCCAGCUGAACUGCCACAAUGGGGAUCUUGGAGAAAAUCGCGGAAAUAGAGAGAGAAAUCUCUCGGACACAGAAAAACAAAGCCACUGAGUACCAUCUGGGUUUGCUGAAGGCCAAGCUAGCCAAAUACAGAGCUCAGCUCUUGGAGCCUUCCAAGUCAGCAGGGGCCAAAGGUGAAGGCUUCGAUGUCAUGAAAUCAGGAGAUGCUCGUGUUGCUCUCAUCGGUUUCCCCUCUGUGGGUAAGUCCACUUUCCUGAGUUUGAUGACAUCUACAGCCAGUGAAGCUGCUUCCUAUGAGUUCACUACCCUCACCUGCAUACCCGGUGUUAUAGAGUACAAAGGCGCCAACAUCCAGUUGCUGGAUCUGCCUGGAAUCAUUGAGGGGGCUGCCCAAGGUAAGGGCAGAGGUCGGCAGGUCAUUGCUGUUGCCCGGACAGCAGACGUCGUCAUCAUGAUGUUGGAUGCCACCAAAGGAGAUGUUCAGAGAGAACUUCUAGAAAAAGAGUUGGAGUCAGUGGGCAUCAGACUCAACAGGACAAAGCCAAAUAUUUAUUUCAAGCCCAAGAAAGGUGGUGGCCUCUCCUACAACUCCACAGUUCCUCUCACCCAUUGUUCAGAGAAGCUGGUUCAGCUCAUCCUUCAUGAAUACAAAAUCUUUAAUGCAGAAGUCCUCUUCCGGGAAGACAGCACACCCGACGAGUUCAUCGAUGUCCUCGUGGGGAACAGAGUUUACAUGCCUUGUCUAUAUGUGUACAAUAAGGUGGAUCAAAUCUCCAUUGAGGAGGUGGACCGCCUGGCUCGCAGACCUCACAGUGUUGUCAUCAGUUGUGGGAUGAAGUUGAACCUGGAUUACCUUCUGGAGACGUUGUGGGAAUACUUGGCUCUGAUUUGCAUUUAUACAAAGAAAAGAGGAGAGCGCCCAGACUUUAACGAUGCCAUCAUUAUGAGAAAAGGAGCAUCUGUAGAACAUGUGUGCCAUCGAAUCCACAGAUCCUUAGCAAGCCAGUUCAAAUAUGCCCUGGUUUGGGGAACCAGCACAAAGUACAGCCCUCAGAGGGUCGGCCUAACGCACGUCAUGGAGCACGAGGACGUCAUCCAGAUUGUUAAGAAGUAAAACAAGCUCCCGAUUGGAUCGAGGAGGAUGAGGAACAGUUUUGUUGGAGGACUUAAAAUGAGAAAUUCACUGUACAGCAAUGAAAAUAGCCACCAUUCUUAUUUUGGAUAUGAAAAUCAACAGAACACUAUGAAGACAGACAGGCCAGAGCAGGUUAUGGAAAGGCGAUGGUGUAUUUUACCUUUUGAUUGAGAAAAAAUGAUACAUUUGAUUCAGGAAGAAAAUGGGGUCAAAUUAAUAAAGUCCAUAAAAUUUUAACAAA